GCACGUUUAAUUCGCGCGCAAAGUCCUGCGCACCCUCCUGCUUUUGAUACACCGCUCGCACACAGAGCCGCCUGUCGCGUGUGGGGCGCAUAAAGCUGCUCUUACCCGCAUUGGUGCGUGGCUGUCUAUUCGCCCUUGCUGCGUCACCUUCCAUGGCUGCAGACGCGUCUGAGGUUGCCGCCUCGCUACCCUACCACGAGCCUGGCAUUGAGACGCUCUUGAUCCUGGUCUCUUUUCUCUUAUUGCUCAAUGUUGUCAAUGCUGCACUCGAUAGGCUCCUGUACUGCGGCUUGCUCGGUCAGGUCUUGAUUGGAAUAGCUUGGGGCACCCCAGGUGCCAAAUGGCUGCCAACCGAAGUCGAAGAAGUGAUUGUCCAGUUGGGAUAUCUUGGGCUCAUUCUACUUGUGUAUGAAGGGGGUCUGCAUACUUCUUUCCAGUCGCUGAAAGCUAAUUUGCUGCUCUCGUCUGGAGUUGCAAUCACUGGCAUUUGCGUCCCUAUUGGACUCUCAUACACACUCCAAGGCCUGCUUGACGCUACUCCAUUACAAGCCUUUGCUGCCGGCGCUGCGCUAUGUUCGACCAGCUUAGGGACGACAUUCACUGUGCUAGGCUCUAGUGGCCUCUCCUCCUCUCGCCUCGGUGUUGUCCUCACUAGUGCAGCAAUGAUGGACGAUGUUGUUGGGCUAGUCAUGGUACAGGUCAUCUCCAACCUCGGGGCUGCGAACUUCAACGCGGUUACUGUCCUUCGACCCGUGCUAGUCUCGAUUGCUUUCGCUGUCGUUGUUCCUAUUGCAUGUUUGUUUAUUGUCAAGCCGUGCACACUAUGGCUCAACAGGCAUCGGGAGUCUCACCCUGCUGCGCCGCUCAACCAACUGUUGUGUAAAAAGCACAUUGCGUUCACGAUCCACACAGUACUACUCGUCGCUCUCAUCACUGGGGCGACUUAUGCUGGGACGUCGAACCUUUUCGCUGCAUACAUUGCCGGCGCCAGCAUCAGCUGGUGGGAUUCUGAGGUACCCCAUACUGACACAAGCCCUGGAGCUCAAGAGACGACAGAAGCAGUCGCCAUUCCGAGCAACGAGCCUUCUGGAGCCACUGAGGGCUCUAGCAAAAAUAAAGAUGCGGACGCCUCCGGAGUGCUUGACGGCAGUGUCCAUCCUACUCGAAUAACGAAUACUGUCAAUGGGAUGGACAACUCAAGUGGUGUGGCCAUAUAUGAGCAUUACUACCUUCAAGUCGUGUCAAAGAUGCUACAGCCACUCUUCUUUGCAUCAAUCGGAUUCUCCAUUCCAAUUACACGCAUGUUUCGUGGAGCUAUCGUCUGGCGGGGCAUUGUCUACACAAUUCUCAUGGCAUUUGCAAAAGUGGUAUGUGGUUUGUGGCUCGUCAGGCUUACCAUCGCCCCAACAAACACUGUCCGCCGCGUCGUUCAUGGACUAAAACUUCCCGCCGUGCCUCAUCUCUGGGGUAGGAGUAAGGUGCAGGCUACUCAUACGACCGCCGAGCGGGCAACGACCGAAGCGGAAGCUGUCCCCUCUGCGACGGCAUCCAUUCACGAGCGACGAAGCUCACCAAACCCACCGAAGCCUCUGUCCAUACACCCGCCGCUCAUCCUUGCACUAGCAAUGUGUGCUCGUGGCGAAAUUGGCUUCCUGAUAUCUGGGGUAGCUGAAUCGACCGGCGUUUUCUCGCCAUCUGGAGUUACCUCAAGCGAGCCAUCAGAUAUAUUCCUCGUUGUGACUUGGGCAAUAGUGCUUUGUACUAGCGUCGGCCCUCUUGGAGUCGGGUUGUCAGUGCGCAGGGUGAGAAAACUUCAAGCGCGAAAGGAACGAGAGCGAGAAGGCGCUGGGAGAGAUGUCCUUGGAGUCUGGGGGGUAGAGUAGGCUAUUUUGUCGACAUGUCACGUUUCGAAAGAGGCUGCUUCUUCUCUCCGGGCAUGAGCCAUAUAUAUACUUUUUCCACAGAAGCGAUUGAGCCCGGUUUGUGUCAAUAUGGUGCUCAUUGUAUCUUUGCUGGCUGGCUUUGGCUACUGGUCUGCCGCAGUCAAAGUACUUCAUUAAGUGACUUCAAUCGGUUGACUCAGCGCUUUCAUUCACGGUCAUCGAGAAGAGAGAUGACCGUCAAAGCCGAACGCCUCGCAAUUUGGCACACAUCAAGAAGUAG
Molecule: messenger RNA, 2163 nt
Organism: Boeremia exigua
Lineage: Eukaryota; Fungi; Ascomycota; Dothideomycetes; Pleosporales; Didymellaceae
Product: Sodium/hydrogen exchanger family-domain-containing protein
Exons: 2
Coding region: 153-1883 (576 amino acids)
Biological process (GO): proton transmembrane transport
Cellular component (GO): membrane
Molecular function (GO): antiporter activity
Source: RefSeq, a predicted model, not a curated record